AUGGAUGCGCUCACUCCCGCACAAACGACCGAGCUUGUCUCGAGGUUGGGCGAGAAGAAGGCUCGCACCCGUCUGGACAAGAUGUUCAUCAACUCCUUUAUGGGUGGGUGUUUUGUCUCGUGCGGAGCCGCCCUCUCCCUCUCAACAAGCGCGUCCCCAUGGUUCCGAGACAAUGCUCCGGGCCUGAUACGUACCAUCUCUGCCAUGGUCUUCCCCGUCGGCCUCAUCAUGGUGGUGAUGACAGGCGCAGACUUGUUUACGAGCUACUGCAUGUACUCGACCGUGGCCUGGCUCCAUCGCCGAUGCAGCUUCCUGGACCUGCUGAAGACCUGGUUCGUGAGCUUCUUCGCGAACCUGGCCGGCGUACUAUUCUUCAUGGCGAUCUUGACAGGAUAUGGGGGAACCUUCGAUAAGGGCGCCUACAGAGACGAAGCCCUGAACUUCGCAAGGGUCAAGGCCGUAGUCCCCGAGUGGCAUCAGAUCUUCCUGAAAGGGAUUCUCUGCAAUUGGCUCGUCUGCAUGGCCGUCUUCCUCGCCCUCGCCUCCCGCGACGUGAUCUCCAAGAUCGUCGCCAUAUGGUUCCCCGUGGUAUGCUUCGCCGGGCUCGGCACCGACCACGUAGUCGCAAACAUGUACUUCAUCCCCCUCGCCCUCUUCCUCGGUGCUCCCGAGCCCUUGACGGUUGGGUACUACAUCUGGAAGAGCAUGAUCCCGUCGCUGCUGGGCAAUAUCGUGGGCGGGAGCGUGUUCGUCGGCACCGUGUAUUGGUAUAUGCACCUGGCGGAUGGGCAGGUGGUGGAGAUGCCCACGGAUGAGAAACCCGCGAAGCAAACGAUCUAUCAGCAGGCGAGGCCGAUGACCAUGCACAGUACCUACAGCAGAAACAGUACGAUGACUACCGAUUUCGAUUACAGUUCCACCGCACAGAUUCUGCCAGUGAGGUUGUAA
This is a messenger RNA of Drepanopeziza brunnea f. sp. 'multigermtubi' MB_m1, 948 nucleotides long. RefSeq lists its product as uncharacterized. Gene Ontology annotation, biological process: nitrite transport; transmembrane transport. The record is from RefSeq and is a predicted model, not a curated record. Gene Ontology annotation, cellular component: plasma membrane. Lineage: Eukaryota; Fungi; Ascomycota; Leotiomycetes; Helotiales; Drepanopezizaceae. Gene Ontology annotation, molecular function: high-affinity secondary active nitrite transmembrane transporter activity.